AGCGCGAGUGAAUUGAUGAUCGGUUAAACGCGGCGUGGCGGACCGUCGUCGCGUCGUCGUGGCGAGAUGAGCGAAAACGAUUCCCCUCAAAGUGGGAGGUUUCCCCACUAUUCUCGCAUCCGGAAAAAGACGGGCUCGCGGAAGAGAGCCUGAGCAGAGAGAUGAUAGUUUCGAGCAGCCGCGGUCGCAGCCGCAGGUCCGUUUUGCCUUCUCGCGGAAGGAAUCGCACGAACCGAUUCCACGGGGACGCGCUUCUGGUCCAGGAGGAGCGGGAACGAUGCGUCGUCCGCCGGGAAUCGCGCAGUGGACGUCGUCCCUGAUCCUGCUGCUCGCGACGGUCCACGCAACUUCGGCGAGGCAACCGCACAUUGUCUUCAUUCUAGCGGACGAUUUGGGAUGGAACGACGUCGGCUUUCACGGUUCCGGUCAAAUCCCAACGCCGAAUAUCGAUGCGCUGGCUUACUCCGGGCUGCUUCUCGAUAGAUAUUAUGUCACACCGAUCUGCACGCCGUCCCGAAGCGCCCUGAUGACCGGCAAAUAUCCCAUUCACACUGGAAUGCAGCAUGGCGUUCUCAAAGGUGCGGAGCCGAGAGGGUUGCCACUUCACGAGAAACUUUUGCCGGAGCAUCUGCGUGAGCUUGGAUACAGCACGCACAUCGUCGGCAAAUGGCACUUAGGAUUUUACAAAAAGGAAUAUACCCCGACUUACAGGGGAUUCGACACCCACACUGGCUUCUGGACGGGCCAUCACGACUACUUCGAUCACACGGCCGUUGAAAACCCUUAUUGGGGCUUGGACAUGAGACGGGGCAUGGAGCCAGCGUGGGACCUGCACGGUCAAUAUUCCACGGACAUUUUUACGAAGGAGGCGGUGAGACUGAUCGACAGACACAACUCUAGCCGGCCGAUGUUCCUAUACCUGGCCCACGCAGCUGUGCACUCCGGAAAUCCUUAUAAUCCGCUUCCGGCGCCGGACGAGGAAGUCGCCAAGUUCACCAAUAUCUUCGAUUACAAUCGAAAACGCUUUGCAGGUAUGCUGAGUAAACUAGAUCAAUCGGUGGGCAAAGUAGUUGAGGCUCUGCAUAGGAGAGACAUGCUGCGAGAUACUAUAAUCAUCUUCUCAUCGGACAACGGUGGGCCUGCCGCUGGAUUUAAUUUGAACGCGGCGUCUAAUUGGCCACUGAGAGGAGUUAAAAAUACUGUUUGGGAAGGCGGCGUCAGAGGUGCGGGAUUAGUAUGGUCACCCAGACUUGUGCGACGUGGCCGCGUAAGCAGGCAAAUGUUGCAUAUUACCGAUUGGCUGCCGACGCUUAUAACAGCUGCCGGCGGCGAUCCGUCGAACUUAACUAUCGAUGGCAUGGAUAUGUGGAAUGCACUUAGCGAAGAUACUGAGUCACCGCGCGCCAACAUUCUUCAUAAUAUCGACGAUAUUUAUGGCGUGUCCGCGAUCACGGUCGGCGACUGGAAGCUCGUUCAAGGAACGACUUACGGAGGCGCAUGGGAUGGAUGGUACGGUCCAUCCGGUAGGGAAUGGGUCUACGACGAGGACGGCGUGAUCAGUAGUCCAACGGCACAUGCCGUCGCCAGCGUGGGAUUGGGCAUCACCACGGAAGUUAUUCGGAUGCUGCGCGAAAACGCGAUGAUCAAGUGUCCGCCGCGGAAUGACAGUCUGCCCCUCUGCAAACCGCUGGAGGAAGUGUGCCUCUUCAAUGUCUAUCAGGAUCCUUGUGAAGACAACAAUCUUGUUAAACAGUUUCCCACGAUCGUUAGGAAACUGCAGGAUGAGCUGAAGAAGUUCAACAGCAGCGCGAUUCUGCCUGGAAAUCUUCCGUGGGAUAGUAAGGGCGAUCCGAAUCUGUGGGAUCAUACUUGGAAUAAUUUUGGAGAUUAUGUUAAUGUUAUGGUGAACGGAGCAAGCUGUAGUCGAUUCCUAGUAACUUGAUUAUAGUCCUGAAGAAGAUGAAAUCUUUCUUUCUCUUUCACGAUUUCUU
This is a messenger RNA of Wasmannia auropunctata (little fire ant), 1991 nucleotides long. RefSeq names its product arylsulfatase B. The record is from RefSeq and is a predicted model, not a curated record. The transcript is spliced from 8 exons. Bases 278 to 1942 code for a protein of 554 amino acids. Lineage: Eukaryota; Metazoa; Arthropoda; Insecta; Hymenoptera; Formicidae.